This is a messenger RNA of Puntigrus tetrazona (Sumatra barb), 1461 nucleotides long. It is a transcript of the gene hao2, whose product is annotated as hydroxyacid oxidase 2 (long chain). Lineage: Eukaryota; Metazoa; Chordata; Actinopteri; Cypriniformes; Cyprinidae. Gene Ontology annotation, molecular function: FMN binding; oxidoreductase activity. The coding region runs from base 133 to 1206 and encodes 357 amino acids. The transcript is spliced from 8 exons. The record is from RefSeq and is a predicted model, not a curated record.
CUUUCAUGUUAAUCAGUGUUUUGGCUGCCAAAGUUAGCUGACUAAAAGUGCUAAAGCAGUCCACUGUGCUGUGACCUAAAUUUGUCUAAAUCUUCAGAAAAGGUAAAAAGUGAAGAAGGCGUCUGUGUAGAAAUGACUAUGGUCUGUUUGACUGAUUUUGAGGAAUAUGCCAAGCAGCACCUCUCAAAGGCUACAUGGGACUAUUAUGAAGCUGGAGCUGAUGACUGUUGCACCAGAGAUGACAACCUGCUGGCCUAUAAACGGAUCCGCUUGAGGCCAAGGAUUUUACGUGAUGUGUCAAUGAAUGACACUCGAACUUGUGUGCUGGGAUCAGAGUUAAGCUUCCCUGUGGGAAUUGCUCCCACGGCUUUCCAUUGCCUUGCGUGGCAUGAGGGAGAACUGGCCACUGCUAGAGCCACUGAGGCAGCGAAUACCUGUUAUAUAGCCAGCACAUACUCCACAUGUUCAGUGGAGGAGAUCGCAGCAGCAGCGCCCAAUGGCUACCGUUGGUUCCAGCUGUACUUGUACCGGGACCGUAAGCUUUCGGAGCAGAUUGUGCGCAGAGUGGAGGCACUUGGCUACAAAGCUCUGGUGCUUACAGUGGAUGUGCCCUACACUGGCAAGCGCCGCAAUGACAUACGAAACCAGUUUAAGCUCCCACCUCACCUAAAGGUCAAGAACUUUGAAGGAAUGUUCCAGGAGCAGGCAAGCUCCCAGGAGGAAUACGGGAUCCCUGCUAACACACUGGACCCGUCGAUCAGCUGGAAGGAUGUGUGCUGGCUCCAGUCUCUAUCACGUUUGCCUAUAAUCAUCAAGGGCAUCCUUACUAAAGAGGAUGCAGAGCUGGCCGUAGAGCAUGGCGUCCAAGGGAUAAUUGUGUCUAAUCACGGGGGCCGGCAACUGGAUGGAGGGCCUGCAACGAUAGAUUGUCUGCCUGAGAUAGUAGACACAGUGCAGGGCCGGGUCGAGGUCUACAUGGACGGAGGGAUCCGCACAGGCAAUGAUGUGCUGAAGGCCGUAGCCUUGGGAGCUAAAUGUGUGUUUAUUGGCAGACCAGCAAUCUGGGGCCUUGCUUACAAGGGGGAAGAAGGUGUGAGAGAGAUCUUACAGAUUCUACACGAUGAGUUUCGUUUAUCUAUGGCACUGUCAGGUUGCCGAAAUGUUGCUGAGAUCAACAGGAACCUUAUUCAGUUCUCCAGACUUUGAACAGCAAGAGGACUUUAGUCAUUUCUACUUUACCACUGACAGCAAAAGAUCCACUACUAAUAUACUAUUAAUACUAAAUGUGUUCAAGAAACUUGUUGCUUUAAGUGACAUUCAGCAACAAUUACAUAUCUACCUAUGUUCACAGUGUAAUGAUGGUUUUAAUACAGUAUUUGUAUUUCAGUAAACAUUAUGCAUGGCACUGCAUAAAUUUUAAAUAAAGGCAGAAUUUUGCCUAAGAGUGAAUUAUUUUGGUAA